Coniosporium apollinis CBS 100218 is the source of this 1560-nucleotide messenger RNA. RefSeq lists its product as uncharacterized. The record is from RefSeq and is a predicted model, not a curated record. Lineage: Eukaryota; Fungi; Ascomycota; Dothideomycetes. The transcript has 2 exons. Gene Ontology annotation, biological process: ubiquinone biosynthetic process. The coding region runs from base 1 to 1560 and encodes 519 amino acids. Gene Ontology annotation, cellular component: mitochondrion.
AUGCAACUAUUCCGACGAAAGCAAUAUAUCUGCACGAGCUGCGCUGAGGCGCUCAAGUCGCCAUCGCGACGGGGGAUCACUAGCAGUAUCCAUGGCUACCGACGCCCCUACAGCAGUACGGUGCCAGGUAGAAAGCCGCUUCGCCUGGCGGUCCUCGGAUCAGGCCCAGCGGGCUUCUAUACGGCAUAUCGGGUGAUGCACAAGCUUCAAGAUGCUGUGGUGGACAUGUACGAGCAGCUGCCGGCGCCUUACGGGUUGGUGCGAUAUGGCGUUGCGCCAGAUCAUCCAGAGGUCAAGAACUGCCAGGACAAAUUCGAAGAAGUAGCAUCAUCGCCGCGCUUCAACUUCAUUGGGAAUAUAGACGUUGGCCAUGACCUACCUCUGACCUCGCUCCGGCCGCAUUACGACGCUAUACUCUUCGCUUAUGGUGCAGCAGAAGACAAGAGACUAGGGAUACCCGGUGAGGAUCUGAGGAAUAUAUACUCUGCCCGGGCUUUCGUAGGAUGGUACAACGGCCUCCCCCAAUAUGCGGGCCUCAGCCCAGUGCUGGACGCCGUUGAGGAGGCCGUCAUCAUAGGCCAGGGUAACGUAGCAAUGGACGUCGCGCGCAUCCUUCUAAGCGACAUCGACGCGCUGCGAAAGACCGACAUCACCGAGUACGCCCUAGACGCCCUAUCCCGCAGCAAAGUCAAGAACGUCAAAGUGGUGGGCCGGCGCGGACCAAUGCAAGCAGCCUUCACGAUCAAGGAAGUGCGCGAGCUCCUGAAUCUCCCAUCCGUCUCCUUCGAGCCCAUCCCCUCCGAUCUCCUCCCUCCGGAUCCGAAGAAACUCCCCCGCCAACAACGACGCAUAGCAGAGAUCCUCGCAAAAGGCUCGCCAACCCCUCCCUCCGCCGCGACCAAAUCCUGGGCCUUCCGCUUCCUGCACGCGCCCUCCGCCUUCAACCCCUCCCCCAACAACUCCUCCACCCUCGCCAGCACAACCUUCAACCUCACGCGCUUCACCCCCGACUCCAAUCCCACCGACCGCUCUGCCCGCGUCGAGUCCACGCCCGAGACCGUCACGCUCCCCUCAUCCCUCGCCUUCCGUUCCGUGGGCUACAAGUCCCUCCCCCUGCCCGGCCUCUCCGACCUCGGUGUCCCCUUCGAUCGCCGCAUGGGCAUCAUCCCGAACGAUCUGUACGGCCGUGUCAUCAGUCCCGAGAUUGGGCCCGGAGUCCUGACCGCCGGCCACGUGCCCGGUAUGUACUGUGCCGGGUGGGUGAAGAGAGGGCCGACGGGCGUGAUUGCGAGCACGAUGGAGGAUGCGUUUACGUCUGGUGAUGUCAUUGUGAGCGACUGGGAGAACGGGGUGCCGUUUUUGAAAAACAAUGGGGAAGGGAGUACGGGGAUGGGGUGGGAGGGGGUUAGGGGAGAGGCGGAGAAGAGGGGAUUGAGGAGGGUGAGUUGGGAGGAGUGGAAGAGGAUUGAUGAGGUGGAGAGGGAGAGGGGGAGGGUGAAGGGGAAGGAGAGGGAGAAGUUUACGGAUGUCCGGCAGAUGUUGGAGGUUCUAGACUCGUAG